AGGAGCACUAUCGCCUUUCAUGCUCGCAAAAUUGUAACAAAUUUUUUUUUCUCCCGGCCGAUGUUCGCGUGCGGAGGUUUUGUUCUAUUUCAUUCAUUUAGACUCGAUUAGAAUUACUCAGAAUCGGUUGCAUUAAAUUCGAAUCCAGGGUUCAUCAGCGCUAUUGCACUCGAUCGUUUGGGAGUCGACUCAUCCUUUUAUGCCUGAUCUAUUCAGAGUCAGAGUGGGUGUUGCCACAGGACAGUAUGAUCGAGAGACCCGACUCAGCUGUUUCUAGCGUUGCACAGAGGAAUCUGGAGGGAUAUGUUGGAUUCGCCAACCUUCCCAACCAGGUGUAUAGGAAGUCCGUGAAGAGGGGGUUCGAGUUUACGCUCAUGGUUGUCGGUGAGUCUGGACUGGGAAAAUCCACACUCAUCAAUUCCCUCUUUCUGACUGACCUGUACUCCAAUGACUACCCUGGCCCAUCUCAGAGGAUCAAGAAGACUGUUCAGGUGGAACAGUCCAAAGUGCUGAUAAAGGAGGGGGGUGUUCAGCUCACGCUCACCAUCGUAGACACACCAGGCUUUGGAGAUGCGGUGGAUAACAGCAACUGUUGGCAGCCUGUCAUCAACUACAUCGACAGUAAAUUUGAAGACUUCCUGAACGCAGAAUCCCGCGUAAACCGGAGGCAAAUGCCAGACAACAGAGUGCACUGCUGCUUGUACUUCAUUGCCCCUUCUGGCCAUGGACUGAAACCUCUGGAUAUCGAGUUCAUGAAGCGUCUGCACGACAAAGUCAAUGUCAUCCCCCUCAUCGCCAAGGCUGACACACUCACACCAGAGGAGUGCCAACUUUUCAAGAAACAGAUUAUGAAGGAGAUCCAGGAGCACAAAAUCAAGAUCUAUGAGUUUCCGGACACAGAAGACGAUGAGGACAGCAAACUCAUACGUAAAAUAAAGGAGAAAAUGCCUCUGGCCGUGGUCGGUAGCAACGUUGUGAUCGAAGUUAACGGGAGGAAAGUCAGAGGGCGCCAGUACCCUUGGGGCGUGGCAGAAGUGGAGAACGGUGAGCACUGUGACUUCACAGUCCUGAGAAAUAUGCUCAUCAGGACACACAUGCAGGAUCUAAAGGACGUGACUAAUAACGUUCACUAUGAAAACUACCGCAGCAAGAAACUUGCAGCCGUCACCUGCAAUGGGGUUGAUGCCACCAAGAACAAGGGCCAGCUGACAAAGAGUCCACUGGCUCAGAUGGAGGAGGAGAGGAGGGAGCAUGUGAUGAAGAUGAAGAAGAUGGAGACAGAGAUGGAGCAGGUCUUUGAGAUGAAGGUCAAAGAGAAGAAGCAAAAACUGAAGGACUCUGAGGCAGAGUUGGAACGACGUCACGAACAGAUGAAGAAGAAUCUAGAAGCCCAGUAUAAAGAGCUGGAGGAGAAGAGACGCCAGUUUGAGGACGAAAAAGUCAACUGGGAGACCCAUCAACGCAUCCUGGAGCAACAGAAACUGGAUGCAUCAAAGACAAUGGAAAAGAACAAGAAAAAAGGAAAAAUCUUUUAAAGAAGCCAAAACACUCCAUUCUUUUAUUAAUACUAGAAACGUUUCGCAUCGGAGGUGCUCACGUGUUCUAUGACCCCACGAGAAACAAAUGAACACACGUUAUGUCACACGUUUAACUACGCUUUAGACAUUCUAUUGCAACAUUCCAUACACAUAAAGCUUGCAUAAAGCAUUUUUGUACACUCCAUUAGUUUCCACUAAUCACACAAAACUCUAGUGGCCUCUUCUGGUUGACUGUAGUAUUACACCCCAUGUCCAAAAACCAUUGUAAUACAGAGCGCAUCUUCUGAAGUUGUUGAUUAGGAGGAGGGUAUUUACAAAGUUUCCUCUGAAGCUUUAGCUUGGUUCAUUCCAAGCAAGCCUGACAGAAUGAGUUCAUUUUGAGGUUUGCUGUUUUCACACAUCCGCUAAUAUGUGUGCAGAGUUUUUAGAAGGUCUUAUGUUAGGUUUGUAUAAGUGAGAGAAUGACUGAUGGAGGCAAGUGAAAAAAGAGACACGCUGAGUUGAAUGUAUGGAUGAUUCAUGUUUUUUUGUAAGCAGUUUGCAUGAGAAGGAUUCUAGAAGGUUCAGUGUGUGUGUGCCAUGAUGUUGUGUGUCUUUUGGGGGUCAUAGACAUUGAAGAUCUGUUUUAACAUAUUAUUGCACAGCUAAAUGAUGACAAUAAUAUUUUUUUAAACCCAUUUGCUGGCUGUGUGCAUAGAGAGUAACUUGUAUCCCUACCAUAGGUGGUGUUAUACAAAAUGGCAUGGGUGUCAACAUUAACAACAAUGGUCAUUUUUUAAAUGGAUGGUUAUAAAGUAAUUACAAUAAUAUUGUAGGAUGUUCUUACACAAGUUGCUGGAACAUUCUGCCUUAAAAAUUGCAGCCUGUUUCGGCAAUUCUGUCUGCUCGUGUUUUUUGUUAUAUAAAUAUUUUUUAAUUGCUGUUUGUUUUUUUUUUAUUGUGAAAAGAUUGUUGAAUAUUUCCAUUUCCAAGCUGAUCUGAGACCAGUUUGGGUUUGUUUCAUAUAAGAGUUGGGACUUGGGCUUCUGCCAGUAUGGCUGGUUCUAGAUCAGGGCAUAUUUUAAAAGAAUGGUUCACCCAAAAUAAAAUGUUGUCAUUGUUUACAGACUCUUAUGUUGUUCCAAACCUGUUUUUCUUGAUGAUGCUUUGUAGAAUGACAGCCUCAGUCACCAUUCACUUCCAUUGCAUACUUCUACCACACAAUGAAAGUUAUCAGGUUUACAACAACAUGAGGGUGAGUAAAUGAUGACAGAAGUGUAAUAUUUGAGGGAAGAUAUUAUUUUAGAGAUUUACAUUUUUUCCACAUCUACCCAAACAACAAGACACAGUCUGCUGCCUGACCUUGGACCCUUUAUAAUAAACUCACUCUAUAUUCCAUAUAUGCACAUGUGAAUCUAAGCCUCUUUGUUUCUGUAAGAUAGUUAGAUUGAUAGCAUGCAGGUUCUGGGUCUGUUACAUGCCAAACAGUGCAGGUAAGUUUGCGAUUUAUUGCACCAAGUAAGCGUUGCAUUUACGCUAGCAUGUAUCUACUAGCAACGGACCAGCACACAACUCCCUACCUACCCAAUGCAAAGGGCAACCAAGAGUACGUCUAUGCCUCAUACGUGUUGUGUACACCCCUAUAUAUUUUGCAAGUUUGUCAUUAUGCAAGUUAAAACACUCUGGAUUGCAAAGCCACUCAGAUGCUCUGAACUCUGUGUUGUUUAAGAUUUUAAGUUGAACAGUAUUCUAAGGAGGGAAAAACGUUCCUCAACUUUUCUUUAACCACACUACACCUCUUUUUAAUAUUAGAUUAAACGUGACUUUAGACAUGUUUUUCUUAUUAUUAUUUGUAUGUGCAUACGGUUUAAUUUUUUUUAUUGUUUUUCUUCAUGGUAUUGAUGUCUGUUAUUCUUUUAGCCCAGCUGUACAUUAUUAAACAUGAGAUGUUAUGCUUAA
Xyrauchen texanus (razorback sucker) is the source of this 3476-nucleotide messenger RNA. Its product is annotated as septin-7-like. Gene Ontology annotation, molecular function: GTPase activity; GTP binding; molecular adaptor activity. The coding region runs from base 246 to 1535 and encodes 429 amino acids. The record is from RefSeq and is a predicted model, not a curated record. The transcript is spliced from 13 exons. NCBI's taxonomy places the organism in Eukaryota, Metazoa, Chordata, Actinopteri, Cypriniformes, Catostomidae. Gene Ontology annotation, cellular component: microtubule cytoskeleton; septin ring; cell division site. Gene Ontology annotation, biological process: cytoskeleton-dependent cytokinesis; cilium assembly.